Messenger RNA from Uloborus diversus, 3366 nucleotides. RefSeq names its product DNA polymerase delta catalytic subunit-like (gene PolD1). Gene Ontology annotation, cellular component: delta DNA polymerase complex. The record is from RefSeq and is a predicted model, not a curated record. Gene Ontology annotation, molecular function: 3'-5'-DNA exonuclease activity; nucleotide binding; DNA-directed DNA polymerase activity. Gene Ontology annotation, biological process: nucleotide-excision repair, DNA gap filling; DNA-templated DNA replication; base-excision repair, gap-filling. The coding region runs from base 1 to 3291 and encodes 1096 amino acids. The transcript has 19 exons. NCBI's taxonomy places the organism in Eukaryota, Metazoa, Arthropoda, Arachnida, Araneae, Uloboridae.
AUGGAUUCAAAACGAAAGUUUUCAAGCAGUCAAGGGCCUCCUCAAAAAUUCAUGAAAAAGAAAGUAAAUGAUGAUGAUGAAGAGUAUGAAAGAAGUAACUUUGAAGAGGAAUUGGCUCUCAUGGAUGAGUUAGAAGAAGAAUUUCAGGCCGAGUCACUAGAACUGCAAGAUUCUACUGGUGAUGCCCCUUGUUCUCAGCCAUCUAAUUCCAAGUGGUCACGUCCUGCUCCCCCUUCUUUAAACCCUAGUCAAGAUGGUAUUGUUUUUCAACAAAUAGAUAUAGAUUACUAUGUUGGGCAACCCGUUCCUGGAAUGACUCGCUGUACUUCAAGCCCUGUGCCAAUAAUGAGAAUUUUUGGUGUUUCUAAAGCUGGGAAUAGCAUUAUGUGCCAUGUGCAUGGGUUUUUCCCAUUUUUCUUUGUUCCUGCUCCCACAAAUUUCGAGUCGUCUGAUUGUGUCAUGUUUAAGGAAAUUCUGAAUCAACUAAUACUUGCUGAUAUGAAAUCCAACAAAGAAAAUAUCAGCAAUGCUGUUCUUUCAGUUGAAAUAGUUAAAAAAGAAAGUAUUUAUGGAUAUACAAAUACUGGGAAAAUUCCUUUCCUAAAGAUCACUUUACUGUUACCCAAGUUCCUGCCAGCUGCAAAGCGCUUGUUAGAAAGUCCUGUUAAAUUUGGUCGCUUUGGUAUGCUUAAUUUUUCUGCAUAUGAAACCAACAUUGAUUUUGAAAUCAAAUUUAUGGUUGAUACAAAAUUAGUUGGGUGCAAUUGGAUUGAAAUACCUGCUGGUAAAUAUCGCCUAUUAUCUGGCAGCUCGAGAAGUGCAAUUUCUCGAUGCCAGAUUGAGCUGGAUGUUGCAUGGAAUGAUUUCAUAUCACACGAGCCAGAAGGAGAGUGGUCGGCAAUUGCUCCAUUAAGAAUUUUAAGUUUUGAUAUUGAGUGUGCUGGCAGGAAAGGUAUUUUUCCGGAGCCUGACAAGGAUCCUGUGAUUCAAAUAGCUAACAUGGUGGUUCGUCAAGGAGAGAAAGAUCCCUUCAUUCGCAAUGUUUUUACUCUGAAAUCUUGUGCACCCAUUAUUGGUUCACAUGUUUUGUCAUAUCAACAAGAAAAAGAACUUCUUUCUAAAUGGGCCGAGUUCGUCAGAGACGUUGAUCCAGAUAUUAUCACAGGAUAUAAUAUUCAGAACUUUGAUCUUCCAUAUUUAAUCAACCGAGCCAACCACCUAAAAGUGCCAACAUUUCCUUAUUUAGGAAGAAUAAAUAACAUACGUUCUUUGAUUAAGGACUCUAUUCUACAGUCUCGACAAAUGGGCAAAAGAGAAAAUAAAGUGAUCAACAUUGAAGGAAGAAUUCAGUUUGAUUUAUUACAGAUUUUAGUUCGAGAUUACAAGCUACGUUCCUAUACUUUAAAUGCUGUGAGUUACCACUUUCUUCAAGAGCAAAAAGAAGAUGUUCAGCAUUCCAUCAUUACAGAUUUGCAGAAUGGCAAUGAUCAAACUAGAAGAAGAUUGGCUGUUUAUUGUCUUAAAGAUGCCAUGUUACCGCUGCGUCUCCUAGAUAAACUAAUGUGUAUUAUUAACUACAUUGAAAUGUCAAGGGUUACAGGAGUUCCUUUGACUUAUUUGCUUUCAAGAGGACAACAGAUUAAAGUUAUAUCUCAGAUUUUACGUAAAGCAGUGGAACAUGAUUUUGUUAUCCCAACUAUGAAGACAGAAGUUGGUGAAGAUUAUACCGGUGCAACUGUUAUAGAGCCCAUUAAAGGAUAUUACAGCAAACCAAUAUCAACACUUGACUUUUCAUCUCUAUAUCCAUCAAUUAUGAUGGCUCAUAAUCUUUGCUAUACUACUUUGCUUCAGUCCAUUGCUAUGCGAGAUCAAUUAGGUCCAGAUGGCUUUACCAAGACUCCCUCUAAUAAUUUAUUUGUGAAGAAACAUGUUCGAAAAGGGUUGCUACCUGAGAUUUUAGAGCAUCUUUUAUCAGCUAGGAAGAAAGCUAAAGAUGAUUUGAAGAAAGAAACUGACCCUUUUAGAAAGAAAGUUCUUGAUGGUCGACAGUUGGCUCUAAAAAUUAGUGCUAAUUCUGUUUAUGGUUUUACUGGUGCCCAAGUUGGAAAGCUUCCUUGCUUAGAAAUAUCACAAAGUGUCACAGCAUUUGGUAGAACAAUGAUUGAAAUGACUAAAGAACUUGUUGAGAAAAAAUAUACUAUUGAAAAUGGAUAUGCUCAUAACUCUCAAGUCAUUUAUGGUGACACAGAUUCUGUAAUGGUGAAUUUUGGUGUGGAUACUGUUAAAGAAGCAAUGAAAAUCGGACGAGAAGCUGCAAGCUAUGUUACAAGCCAUUUUGAUGAACCCAUCAAGUUGGAAUUUGAAAAGGUCUAUUUUCCAUAUUUGCUGAUUAAUAAGAAGCGAUAUGCUGGAUUGUACUUUACAAAGCCAGAAAUUCAUGAUAAAAUGGACUGUAAGGGUAUAGAGACCGUAAGAAGAGACAAUUGUCCUUUAGUUGCUAACCUAAUCAACACAUGUUUAGAAAAACUUUUGAUUGAUAGGGACCCAAAAGGUGCUACUGAAUAUGCAAAACAGACUAUUGCAGAUUUGUUGUGUAAUCGAAUCGAUAUAUCACAGUUGGUUAUUACAAAGGAGUUAACUAAAACGGAUAAGGAAUAUGCUGCUAAACAAGCUCAUGUAGAAUUAGCACACAGGAUGAAGAAACGAGAUCCUGGAAGUGCACCUAAUUUAGGAGAUAGAGUGCCAUAUGUGAUUAUUGCUGCAAGCAAGAAAACAGCUGCUUACCUGAAGUCUGAAGAUCCAAUUUAUGUGUUAGAAAACAACAUUCCAAUUGAUACUAAAUAUUAUUUAGAAAAUCAAAUUUCAAAACCCUUACUUCGAAUCUUUGAGCCUAUAUUAGGUGAAAAGGCUGAAUCAAUUUUACUUUGUGGUGAUCACACCAGAACCAAAAUUGUAGUAACUUCAAAAAUUGGUGCACUGUCUGCUUUUACAAAGAAGAGGAGCACAUGUAUUGGUUGUCGUUCUCUGCUUGACAAAGAAGAUGCACCUGUAUGCAAUCAUUGUGAAUGCAAGAAAAGUGAAAUUUAUCAAACAGAGAUGGCAUAUUUGAAUUCAUUUGAAGAAAAAUUUGCUCGUCUUUGGACCGAGUGUCAGAGAUGCCAGGGAAGUUUGCAUGAAGAAGUCCUUUGUACUAGUCGAGAUUGUCCUAUAUUCUACAUGAGAAAAAAAGUUCAAAAAGAUCUCAGUGAUCAAGAAAAAGUGAUUCAGAGAUUCGGGCAAAUUGACUGGUGAUAUAGGAUAAUUCUUACAUUUUUCCUGACAUCAUGUUUUAUUGUAUGUUAUUUGAAAUAACUUGUAUAUAGCAUG